CACUGCUUAUAUACUUAGGGAGGGUCCAGCACUAUAAUGGUACAGAGAAGCAGAGCAGUCUAGUCAGCAGAGGAGAGAGAGAAGAUUCCAAAGUCUCAGUUGCAUUUUUGUUUUUUUUUGUAUGGACUUAAGUUCUUCAAAUAUUCAGUGAUGACUGGACUAAGAAUUCAGAUGAUGUGCCUGAUGCUCUUUGCUUUCAGCUGCUGUGGGAUGUGCACAGAUUCUGAAGAGGAGAUGAAAGCGUUAGAAGCAGACGUGCUUAGCAAUAUGUACUCAUCAAAGGUGACUAAAGCAAGACUUCCGUACUGGAAAAUUACUCUUCUUAAUGUAUGCAACCUUAUAAACAAUAUCAACACCCAAGCUGAAGAAACAGGGGAGACUGGGGAAAAUGUCAGAAAACAAUAUCCUACAUCUGCGGAUGGGUUUAACCUGGAAGCAAUGUUGACAGCUUUUCAGCUUCAGAAAAUUUGCCAAAGCAGAAUCAUUCAGCAUUGGGAGCUACUUCAGCAGGAUUACCUGGACCCCAGCAGUUCAAAUAAUGAAAAUGAAGAUAUAGUUAAGAGAAAAACCCCUUAUAUUUUCAAAAGACAAUCACACGUAAGCAAAGCCAGAAGACCCUACAUACUUAAAAGAGGCUCUUAUUACUAACUCAUUCAAUAAGAUAUAGUAAUGCCUGUUUAAUUUAUAAGUUAAUGUGAUUUAUGGUUAUUUUACUUACAAUUAAAGACAUAUUUGUGUUAUAAAUA
Messenger RNA from Pseudophryne corroboree (corroboree frog), 746 nucleotides. RefSeq names its product neurotensin (gene NTS). The record is from RefSeq and is a predicted model, not a curated record. Gene Ontology annotation, cellular component: extracellular region. The coding region runs from base 151 to 648 and encodes 165 amino acids. Gene Ontology annotation, molecular function: neuropeptide hormone activity. The transcript has 4 exons. Lineage: Eukaryota; Metazoa; Chordata; Amphibia; Anura; Myobatrachidae.